AUGCCACAUGUGCCACUCUCAUGCGGUGCUUCCGAGGGCCGAACGAGACUGAGACUUCUCACCGGAGCGCUCCAAGCGUUCCCCAAGCGUUCCACCGACACGGUGAUGGCGUCCUUUGCCCUGGCGGCCCUGGCGGCCUGUGAGCCUGCUCAAAGGACGCAGAGGUGCGCUCCGUGCUCCCCGCCUUUUCGUGCUGUGAGGGAGCGGCCGGGGGGGGGCCGUGGCCCGCGGUUUGCGGAGCUUUGCAGCAACCGCCUCAUACAGUAUGCCUUCCUCCAGCAAAGCGGACACUGCUGGCACCUUAGCACAGCAGUCUGA
Messenger RNA from Symbiodinium sp. CCMP2592, 318 nucleotides. Lineage: Eukaryota; Dinophyceae; Suessiales; Symbiodiniaceae. The record is from the annotation of a GenBank genome assembly.